AUGAUAUCUGUACUGCUACUGGUAUUCCUAGUCGAGCUCGGUAUUCACCUUGUGAACACUGUCGGCGCCGCGACGAUAAAUAAUCUAUUGUGGAACUUAUAUCUAGCUUUCCCGACCGAAAUCUCGAAGCAGGCGGCGGAAAAGAAGACGCUGCAAAAAGAAUAUCUUACGAUCCGCCGCGACCUGAAUGCUACGAGCAGCCAGGACCAGUUUGCGAAAUGGGCGAAGCUCCGACGGCAACAUGAUAAGCUGAUGGAACAGCUGGAGAAGAUGAAAACUUCGCACGAAAGCGCCAAAUCAAGAUUCGACAGUACUAUCAACAUUCUACGUUGGUUAGCGACAUCGGGGUUGAAGUUCCUCCUCCCUUUCUGGUACGCAAAGCAGCCCAUGUUCUGGCUCCCUCACGGCUGGUUCCCAUACUACGCCGAGUGGAUUUUGUCCUUCCCACGAGCGCCCGUGGGUAGCGUUAGUAUCGCAUCGUGGCAGGUAGCCUGUGCCGGGAUAGUCUUAUUGGUGAGCGAUACCAUUACAGCGAUUCUAGGAUUGGUACUAGGUGCAAAUAUCGCCGAGCAACAACCAGUCAAGGUGACCGCAGAGAAGGGACCCAUACCAAAGUCACAAGGAGCAAAGGCUAAGAAGGAUUCAUGA
Daldinia childiae is the source of this 648-nucleotide messenger RNA. Its product is annotated as Protein GET1. Bases 1 to 648 code for a protein of 215 amino acids. Gene Ontology annotation, biological process: tail-anchored membrane protein insertion into ER membrane. Gene Ontology annotation, cellular component: GET complex. The record is from RefSeq and is a predicted model, not a curated record. Lineage: Eukaryota; Fungi; Ascomycota; Sordariomycetes; Xylariales; Hypoxylaceae. The transcript has 3 exons.